GAGACUGCGAGGAAAGCCAAGCGUUCUGUGACCGCCAGCCAAGUAUCUCGGCUAUAACGGCUUCCACUCGCCGUGCACAUAUCGAUAGCGUGAGGACACGGAUUAUGUUGGUCGGGGCGUUGAUUUCGUCAGACUGGCCUGUCAAGCGCCACACAUCUCCACCCUCGCUUAUAGUCGACUGAGAAACCAGGUUGACGUAACCGUGUCGGGAGGUCGGUCGUCUGUCUGCUCGAGCAGCCGACACAACCAGUAGUCGCCGCAGUGGCUUCGUCAGGUGAGGGUCGAGAGUAGUGGUGGUCGACAGGCGAAACACGAACGAGUACACAGGCGAUAGAUAGAUAGCGUGGGACUUGUUUGUCGAGGAUACUCUGUGACGUUUUACUACUACUGAUACUGAGAGAUUGUUUACUACUGAUACUGUUUACCAGUGAUGUCGUGACUAACAUUGAUCGUGUGUGACUAUUUACCAGUGGUAAUUGGUGUAAUGUGACUGUUUCCAUGUGAUACUAAAAUGACUUGCCAGCACUCCCGGAUGCGGAUCACAGAGGUGAACCCCCACCUGCUGUGUGCGCUGUGUGGAGGUUACCUCAUCGAUGCCACCACCAUCGUCGAGUGUCUGCACUCGUUUUGUAAAACCUGUAUUUUGCGGUAUCUUGAGACGAGCAACUAUUGUCCUAUCUGUGAGGUGCUAAUACACAAGAAGAGGCCAUGGCAAAACAUACGACCCGACCAUGUUCUCCAGAAUGUUGUGUAUAAAAUGGUACCAGGGCUCUUUAAAACGGAAAUGAAAAGACGACGAGAAUUCUAUAACAACCGACCUUGCACAGGAUCCUGUGAGUCUGCUCCUGGCACGACAAACCGAGUUAUCUACUCACCUGACGAGGAGUUCAGUGUGUCUCUACAGUUCUGUUCCAACGGAAAUCCGCUUGACAGUCCAGCAGACCAAGUAAAGCACAUAGAGCGCAGAUACUUGAAGUGUCCAGGGGCGUUUACCGUGUCUCACCUGAAGAAAUUCAUCCGUCUUAAAUAUUCAUUGCCACCGCACAUCAAGAUCGACCUCCACUACACCGACGAGCCGCUGCGAGACCACUACAGUCUGAUUGACGUCGCCUACAUCUACUCCUGGAGACGGCAAGGUAUCAUGAAACUGUUUUACGCCUUCUAUCAAACCCAGGAGAAAAAGACUGCAAUAUCUGUAAAACCAGAAACCAACAUCAAACCGGAAGACGUCUGCUCGCAGAUCGAGGACAGUGUAACCAUGUCAACCGAGGUGAAACCGGAAACGUGCGACGUUUCCCAGACAGCAGCAACAGUGCAAUCGCCAGGCACCAACCAGACCGAGGAACGAACCGAACAGUCCACAGAGCGCGAGAAUGAUUCCGUCUCGGUGGAACCGGACACUCCCUGUCAGGCGUGUCUCUGCUCUCAUAGCGACGACACAGCCUCAAAACCCGAAAACAAAAUGGCGGACAGCCAGAGAGAGACGACGACGACGACGAUGAUGACGACGACCAGCAAUAAUAUCGCAAAAGACAAAGACGACCAUUUGAACAAUAACGACCACCACAACAGCAUGGAUCUGUCGGACUCGUCUGUCCGGAUGGCGGAUAAAGUAGCAGACGUGAGGAUGGAGGCGGCAGACGAUGAGGAAGAAGACAUUGAUGUCGAGGAGGACGAUGAAUGUGAUUCGUCAAAACAGGACACGACGGCAGACGGCAUGGACGUGGCGCGCGCCAGCCACAGCAGCGACUCCGCCACGGACUACGAGAGUUCACCGGGCACGGACUGCCGCCGGCUGAGCGAGUCGGAACAUUCGCUGUCCUGGCAUGGGCACCACGACUUCGUGAGCAGCAGGAUCCACGAGAUGCCCAAACCCCCGCCGGAGAUGAACUACCUGUCGGACACGAGUGUGAUGCCCCUGGACUACUCGCAGCCUUCGCACGUUAACUGAAGUGCUAAUAUUUAAACAAAAAUUUAAAAAAUUAAAAUUAUAUAUUAUAUUGGUAUCUGAUCACCAUGUUGUAUAACAAGUUGAUGGUGUCGUGUAAAAGAAAAUUGUGAUGUGGGAUUCCAUGUGUGUGGGUGUGUGGGUAAUUGUUUUGGCAUGCUUCCAUCAGAGAACUGUUCAAGCACGCCUAUAGCGGGCACAACCUCUGACUUCACAAGAUAGUUCUAAGAGAGGGAGAGGGUGAUUCCAUGUUGGAUACUUUGUAUUUGAAACUUCCAGAAGGAAUCACGAAUCCUCUUAUUUUGGAUUUCUGUGAUACGACGACUCUUUUUAUGGAAUACAAUCAAGCGGCAAAUGUGUUGUGAUCUUGUGAAUGAGUGUGUCUUCAUAUCUUCCACGGAUUAAGGAUUAUGUCCAAAAAAAACUCCCUACCCACAACUUCUUGGAUUAUCUCCGCCAUGAUGACCAUGGGAUUUACGCGAGGUCACAAAAGAAAAUGUUUCUGUUUGGAUUACCGACACGAUUUCAUUACGGAUUACCCGAGUUGUUCACGUAACCAACCUUCAUGGAUUACCUACUGUAUCGAAGUGUUCUCUAUUGUUGUUUACCGUUGUUGUUGUUGUUUUGUGUUCAGUAUGUACAGAAUUUCCACUGGUUUUCAGGAAUCAUUUAGUGUUACCGUUUUAUCGUAGUGCCGUUGUUACCUGUUGUUUCAGAGCCGAGGCAGCAUUCUCAGUUAGUAUUGGCAAAAGUGAGAACAGGUAUCUAAUUCACUAAACUUUUGCAACUUUGCGAUCAAGCAGUACAAUGUAAAAAGACUUGCAAAAAGGAUGCUUUGUCUAGUAAAGCCUAAGAGGGCUUUGUGAAUUAGGCCCCUGGUCACUAAGGGCACAUAUUAUUAUACAAGGGCUGAGUUCAAUUCAUUUUUUUUCUUCACGGACGCUAGAUAAACAAAAUUCGCCAGUU
Gigantopelta aegis is the source of this 2914-nucleotide messenger RNA. Its product is annotated as polycomb complex protein BMI-1-like. The transcript is spliced from 10 exons. Lineage: Eukaryota; Metazoa; Mollusca; Gastropoda; Neomphalida; Peltospiridae. The record is from RefSeq and is a predicted model, not a curated record. Gene Ontology annotation, biological process: negative regulation of transcription by RNA polymerase II. Gene Ontology annotation, molecular function: promoter-specific chromatin binding. Bases 512 to 1951 code for a protein of 479 amino acids. Gene Ontology annotation, cellular component: PRC1 complex.